CCAAGCUGAGAGCAGCAUCAUCAUGUUGUGGGGAAAGACCGACGUCGGAAAAUGAAGCAUAGCUCCGCUCGGCCCCGUGUAUCUUUACGCCUGUGCAUCAGUCUAACAUGUUGCCUCUGAAAUGACUGCGUUACGUUUUAUUUAUUAUUAUUGGCCCUGCGAUCAGUGCGCGUGCCCGACUGAGCCGGCCUGCCUGGGGAUGAGUGAGUGCGGCGUGAGGGGCGUCAGCUUGUGGCUCUGCUCCUGAGCACCCCGACCGACGCGGCACUAGAUCGAGGGUGUUCAUGGGGAACGAUGACUACCCAGGACCUGUCGCCCACAUCCAUCCUGGAAGGUACCAAACCUGGAUUUCCCAAGGACAUUCUGGCCAACAAAAUUGAGGAGAAACACUUGUGCAACUGCUGCCAGAACAUUUUGCGGCGACCCUUUCAAGCCCAGUGUGGUCACCGGUUCUGUUCGUACUGUUUCAACAGGACCGUGAGUUCCGGGCCACAAAAAUGCAGUGCCUGCAUCAAAGAAGACAUAUUUGAGGAGCCAACAUCUAUUCUACAGCAGGGCUGUGCCUUCCCGGACAAUGCUGCUCGGAGGGAGGUUGAGGGCCUGGCUGCCGUUUGCCGAAACGAAGGCUGUACGUGGAAGGGCAGUAUUAAAGAAUACGAGUCGGCCCACGAGACCAAGUGCGAGUUCGCGAUCAUCCAGUGCCCUUCCUGCAAGGAGCACAUACGGCUUAAUGAGCAGGAGAGGCACAAUGAGCGCGAAUGUCCGGAGAGGACGCUCAACUGCAAGUACUGCAAGGAGCCAUUCCACUUUAAAAACAUUAAGGCUCAUGAUGAGAUCUGUCCAAAGUACCCAAUGAUCUGCGAGGGUUGCGCAAAAAAGAAAAUUCCCAGAGAGAAGUACAUGGAUCAUAUUAAAUUCUGCAGUAAAUUCAGGACUCCAUGCAGGUUCCAUGUUGUCGGGUGUGAUAUGUCUGUGGAGAAGGAGAAGAUCCAUGAGCAUGAGCGCGCCUGCUCCUACGAGCACCUCAACCUCUUGCUGCACUACAUCAUGGGCCUCAAGGUGAACCUGGAGGGCAUGCAGCCCCAAAGCCUGGAGCUGGCCAGCCGUAAGAUCCACGAGCUGCACCAGUCUCUGCGUGACCUCGAGGUCAAGGUGGGCCAGCUAGGCCCGAUGGGGGCCCCUGCUCCAGGUCCCUGCGCAGCCCCCCCACCGCCGCCACCUCCGCCCACACUGCCCACGUCCUUCACACCACUGCCCAGCGCCGCCGGCGCUGCCCUAGAGCUGCAGCUGCAGAGUGAGAAGGCUAAGGUGGCUGAGCUGGGCCGCCGGUGCCAGGAGCUGGAACUGAAGGCAUCCACUUUUGAGAACGUGGUGUGUGUGUUGAACCGUGAGGUGGAGCGUGCCGCCACCACCUUGGAGGCCAAUGUCCGCCAGCACCGGCUGGACCAGGACAAGGUGGAGACGCUCAGCAACAAGGUGCGCCAGCUGGAGCGGACAGUGGGCCUGAAGGACCUGACCAUUGCAGAGAUGGAGGGGAGGCUGCGCGAGAUAUCGGCCACCACCUUUGACGGCGUCUUCAUCUGGAGGAUCUCCGACUUCACAAAGAAGAGGCAGGAUGCCAUUGCUGGCAGGGCUCCUGCCAUGUUCUCCCCAGCUUUCUACACCAGCAAGUACGGCUACAAGAUGUGUCUGAGGAUCUACCUGAAUGGCGACGGGACAGGACGUGGAACUCACCUCUCUCUCUUCUUUGUGGUGAUGAGGGGUCCGAGCGACGGCCUGCUGAAGUGGCCCUUCAACCAGAAGGUGACACUAAUGUUGCUGGACCAGAGUAACCGUGAGCAUAUCAUCGAUGCCUUCCGGCCCGACGUGAGCUCCAGCUCCUUCCAGCGGCCUGUCAGUGAGAUGAACAUCGCCAGCGGCUGUCCGCUCUUCUGCCCCCUGGCCAAGCUGGAGGCCAAGAACAACUACAUUCGAGACGACACCAUCUUCAUCAAGGCCAUCGUGGACCUGACGGGCCUGUAGUGCCUCCUCCCCGACUCUGCUCUGCCCCACAUUGUCAAUGCUGCUCCUCGUUUCUCCUUCGCUCCGCAGACGCUGAGCCUGGUGCUGGACCCUGCGAGGAUGUGUGUGUGUGUUGUCCCCAUUGCUGUGCAGUGUUGUGUAAUUCUGCUAAGAGGCUGCGUUUGGGCUCAGCUGGCCAGACUGGAACUCAUUUGGGUGCUAUUGUUGUCCUUUGGUAGAGCCAGUAGGUGGCAUUUUAUAGCCACUAUGAAUAAUGAGUCUGGGCAAAAUUACUAAGCAUAUACAAACAGUCCUUGACUUAUGACGUAUGUGUCAUAUGACAAUCCAGAUUUAAUGACAGUGGUUCCGUCAACCUUGUUAUAUUAUUUUUAUGUCCUGAUGUUUGGUCAUAAUUUCUAGUGACGACCACUUUGUCUGCUGUACAAUAUCAUCAGCUGUGCAUGCUCGGUGUGUCUAUCAGCCACUGUGUUUUGCAUGGGAUUUACGACUUACGGUGAACUCAACUUACGCUGAGUUUGUCAGAAGAGAACCGUCAUAAGUCGAGGACCACCUGUGAUGCAAACAUUGCCAAGAGGAGGAUGUAGCUGAGCUUUUCCAGAGAAAUAUGUAUUAUUUCAUUGAAAUUUGGUAAUAGAAACGCCUGUCGUCCACAUGCUUUGUACGCCAGCUCCCCUUGUUACAAAUGACAGUUACGAAUUUUUGACGUUAUGAAAAUUUUCUAGUUUCCUUGUUUAGAUUUAAUUGCAUUUUUUUAACUUGCCUUUUUUCUAAAGUUUGUAUUUGCAGCAGAUUGAAUAUGACCCGUGUUUCCAUGCUGAGCCAAUAGGUGGCAGUAAUGCACCCCAACACAGUCGGAAUGUUGGAUUGCUUUAAUUCGACUUACUUUCACUUUCCAGCUUGUGUCUGGUGUUCCUGAGUGCUGGUGAUCAAUAACAAGGUGAUGAACAUUGUACGUGUUUAUGGAAUGAAUCAGUGAACAAUCAGC
Molecule: messenger RNA, 3007 nt
Organism: Scleropages formosus (Asian bonytongue)
Lineage: Eukaryota; Metazoa; Chordata; Actinopteri; Osteoglossiformes; Osteoglossidae
Product: TNF receptor-associated factor 2
Exons: 11
Coding region: 295-2022 (575 amino acids)
Biological process (GO): positive regulation of canonical NF-kappaB signal transduction; tumor necrosis factor-mediated signaling pathway; regulation of apoptotic process
Cellular component (GO): plasma membrane signaling receptor complex; cytosol; cytoplasmic side of plasma membrane
Molecular function (GO): ubiquitin-protein transferase activity; tumor necrosis factor receptor binding; zinc ion binding
Source: RefSeq, a predicted model, not a curated record